Messenger RNA from Sabethes cyaneus, 2415 nucleotides. RefSeq names its product ribonucleases P/MRP protein subunit POP1 (gene Pop1). Gene Ontology annotation, biological process: tRNA 5'-leader removal. The transcript has a single exon. The record is from RefSeq and is a predicted model, not a curated record. The coding region runs from base 67 to 2415 and encodes 782 amino acids. Gene Ontology annotation, cellular component: ribonuclease MRP complex; nucleolar ribonuclease P complex. NCBI's taxonomy places the organism in Eukaryota, Metazoa, Arthropoda, Insecta, Diptera, Culicidae.
GCCCUUACCGGCCCAAUUCAGCUUCCAAAUGAAGUUGAUUCGAACAAAUUCAAUGAGGAACGGUUAAUGGAAAUGAAAACCAUGCUGCGGACCUUGGCCAACUGUGAAAAACAAACCAAGUUAAUGCACCAAUCACUGCCACUGCACAUGCGGCGUCGUGCCAUGACCUACAACCCAAAACGACUACCUCGAAAAUUCCGCGCUAUUCACUUAGCUCAAUUCAAUAAAAGUGGUUUACCGGAGAAAAAGAAACGACCAUCGCGGAAAUACCGGAGAAAGGCGAAUGUUCUGUCGAAAGAGUAUGAGCGUCGCAAAAGGACAAACGUUUGGCUAGAGACACACAUUUGGCACGCCAAACGUUUUCAUAUGUUAUCUAAAUGGGGUUACAAAAUACCGUACACGGCAACCGCGAAAAACUACCGGGCUUGCUAUAGGGCAACUUCCAACCAUUGUUUACUGCAGGACAUUUCUUACUAUGGUUGCGUCGAAAUUCAGGGCGAAGAAUCGCUGCUAAAGGAUAGAUUAAAACAAUUCUGCAGCGAGAAAAUAGGACUGACGAUAGCUGCAAAAGCAUUCCUUGCCGGUAAAAGAUCGGGUUAUGUUUGGUUCUAUGAAAGGAAUCAAUAUCCUUUCCAGUGCAUGGGUAAAGUGAGAUUCGUAUGGAAAGCCAACGAGAGUGAAGAUAAAAGGACACUAUGGAUAUUUUCUCAUCCUAUUAAUUACCGCAGGCUAGUGGAAAGCCUAAUUGAUGCGUUUGAUCUUAAAAGUUCGCAAACCAUGGAUGUACAUGGAAAUGAGUCUAAUGUGGAUAAUGUAACCAAUAAAAGGAUUAUAAGAAUCCCAAAAUACGAGAAUAGUUCACUUGGAGUUGUUGUCUUAGAGUUAAAAGACACGCUUAAUUGUUUCCGACUGACAGGCCCGCUUUCUCAUGUCACGUUAAGCAAUGCGCUUAAAGUAUGUCAAAUAUCAGAUUCUACUAAAUCUAGCACCUGGUUUUCUGAUUGGGUGCAAUGUUCCAAUAAUAAAGAAAUUAUUUCUAAACACUUUGCCUAUUGGGAUAAAGUUAAAAAUAUAACUUCUAGUGGUGAGUUAAGUCCGGGUACUGUUAUCGGUUUAAUAGUCGAAGAUCCUCGCCUAAAUCGACCCAACAAACGAACAAAGGCGCUUCCAUCUACAUCUGUGGCAUCCCAAUUUUCGCAUCCUUACUGUACCGUGCAAACUGCGUGUUCGCCUUUAUGGGAUAUGGAGAUUCGAGACAAAAUAGCCGAAGAAAUGCAAACAAUGCACGAACUGAAUCAACUUAGAGAGCGUCAUUGUUUAGUUCCUGGCGAGCGAUGUGCCUUUGAAGAAAAUAUCCAACCGAUUCCCAUAUUGUUAUUGCAAAAUCCUGGUUCACAAGAUGGUGAGUUCAAACGGCUUGGCUACGGAGCAGGUUGGGACCUCAUAGCUCCAGCUGGUUAUGGUCUCGCUAUAUGGCAAACGUUGAUUCUUUGGGGUGCAAAACCUGCUGGUUUGAAAGAAUUUGAUAUGCAAGCGUUAGAAACUGGAACAGAUACCAGCAGGGUACCAGAUACAGUUCUAGGACGGAGCGAGGCCGAUUUGGAAUAUAAUAAAAAAUUAGAUAAGUAUUUUUCUCGCCCACAUAAUUGUCGGGUGAAUUACAAAAAGCUAGCUAUUGCUUCUCCCUUUCAGUGCCACUGGUCCCAGCUGAUAUCGGAAUGGACUACUACUAAAAAUGUUAAUUUUUAUAUUUUGCGCGAUCAGGAGAGUCUGAAUAAAAUUCAGCUUUCUCUGAGUAGAAAAUACAAUAUCAAAUCAGCAAAUUUGCCAUCUAAUUGUUUGGUACCCGUGUUUUUAACCGUCAAAGCACGUGGUAAUCCUGGCGACAAUGCGCUUAUUUGCUUGCCCCACAGACAAGACUUCAGGCAAAAUAAGAACCAAAAACAAGUCAACGACAAUAGUCCUGUUUUUGUAGAACCUCUUCGGAAAGAUCCCGUUCAAAAAGAACGACAACAGCUUCGCAAAAUACACCUACGCCAGCUAAAGCGACUACGAAAUCGCAGGAUACGCGAGAAAAAAAUCCGCCAAAGGAAACAACCAGGAACCUUAGUUCGAAUAGCAAAACCUCAGAACCGCAACCUCAUCCAGCAACAACUCGCCAAAAUGAAAGAACUUUGGUUACCGUCCGUUCCAGCCUCAAUCCGAAACCAGUGCAGUCGCGAGUGCAUAGGCUAUGUCACCCAGUCUAGUUUCAGUUUAACUGAAGGAAAGGUAACUGCCGUUGGUUAUAUAGGCUCUCGAGGACUCGAGAAAUUGUUCAAAGUUUGCACGAAGGGUUCGUUUAAGGUGCUCAUUCGUGGCACUAAAACCAGAUGCUACCGAUUUGCAACUUUGAAGGUUAGAUUAGAAUUAUAA